ACGCGUCCAAAUACAAUUUGGAUCGCGCUCUCUCUCUCUCUCUCUUACACACGCACUUAAGAACUGCUAAGCUACAAUUUUCUUCUACUCUGUAGAAGAGGGAACAAAAAACGAUGGCGCUUUUCCAAUCUCACUUCAACGCUUCGGUUCUUCUUCCCAAUAACGCCUAUAGAUCUACCGCUCGCUCCCUUUGCACGAGCAAGCACUUCAGCGGCGAUACAUCUUCUCUUAGAUUUGGGUGGCAGACAAGUGUCUUCAGGAGACAGAAGCAUUGCCGGGGUAACACCUGCUAUACUAAGGCUGCUCUUAACCAUGGCACUCUGCAGUGGGUUUCUACUGUUGCUACGGCGGCUUUAAUGUUUUCAAAAGGCACGGUUAUCCAGAAAUCUUUCCUUGUCCCUAUAUUUGCUUUGCAAGCCCCUCCUGCCGUGAUUUCAUGGAUUAAGGGUAGGUAUGGCACUUGGGCAGCUUUUAUAGUACUCUUGGUUCGUCUAUUUUAUUUCAUCCCAGGUGAACUGGAAUUGCCCUUCUUAACAUUGUUGCUUGUGAUUUCUGCACCUUAUGAAGCGAUAGACCUUCGGUAAGCUGCUGUUUCUUAUCAAUUCUUUAUUAUUUGAAAGGC
This is a messenger RNA of Dendrobium catenatum, 622 nucleotides long. Its product is annotated as cold-regulated 413 inner membrane protein 2, chloroplastic-like. The transcript has 5 exons. NCBI's taxonomy places the organism in Eukaryota, Viridiplantae, Streptophyta, Magnoliopsida, Asparagales, Orchidaceae. Bases 114 to 584 code for a protein of 156 amino acids. Gene Ontology annotation, cellular component: membrane. The record is from RefSeq and is a predicted model, not a curated record.